Messenger RNA from Diorhabda sublineata, 2731 nucleotides. RefSeq names its product transitional endoplasmic reticulum ATPase TER94 (gene TER94). The transcript is spliced from 9 exons. Gene Ontology annotation, biological process: mitotic spindle disassembly; retrograde protein transport, ER to cytosol; autophagosome maturation. The record is from RefSeq and is a predicted model, not a curated record. Gene Ontology annotation, cellular component: VCP-NPL4-UFD1 AAA ATPase complex; nucleus; cytosol. NCBI's taxonomy places the organism in Eukaryota, Metazoa, Arthropoda, Insecta, Coleoptera, Chrysomelidae. Gene Ontology annotation, molecular function: ATP binding; ATP hydrolysis activity; polyubiquitin modification-dependent protein binding. The coding region runs from base 172 to 2586 and encodes 804 amino acids.
GUGCCAACUGUCUAAUAUAUCAUCUAAAUGCUACGCCAUUGUGUGUCAGAUUAACGAUCGUCUUCGUUGCGCUACCAGUGAAAAAGUAAACUAAUCAUCGAAGAAUAUAAUUUCCGAAGUUACUCGAAUUCUACUACAGUUUUUAUAUUAAUUACAUUUUCAUUUAAUAAGAUGGCUGAUACUAAAAACCCAGAAGAUUUAGCUACUGCGAUUCUUCGCAAAAAGGAUCGUCCAAACAGACUUCUUGUAGAGGAAGCAGUAAAUGAUGACAAUUCUGUUGUGGCUUUAUCUCAAGUAAAAAUGGAUGAACUACAACUUUUUAGAGGAGACACAGUUCUACUUAAAGGCAAACGAAGAAAAGAAACGGUCUGCAUAGUUCUUUCUGAUGAUUCGUGUAGUGAUGAAAAGAUUCGCAUGAAUAGAAAUGUUAGAAAUAAUUUAAGAGUUAGGCUUUCUGAUGUUGUUUCUAUACAGCCUUGCCCAGAUGUCAAGUAUGGGAGAAGAAUACAUGUGCUUCCUAUAGAUGAUACUGUUGAAGGACUUACAGGAAAUUUGUUUGAGGUAUAUCUUAAACCAUACUUUCUUGAAGCAUAUAGACCGAUCCACAAAGAUGAUGUUUUUGUUGUACGGGGUGGCAUGAGAGCUGUUGAAUUUAAAGUGGUAGAAACUGAUCCCGCACCUUAUUGCAUAGUUGCACCUGAUACUGUGAUUCAUUGUGAUGGUGAUCCUAUUAAACGUGAAGAGGAAGAAGAAGCCCUUAAUGCUGUUGGUUAUGAUGAUAUUGGGGGCUGUAGAAAACAAUUGGCACAGAUUAAAGAAAUGGUUGAAUUGCCUCUGAGACAUCCCAGCCUUUUUAAGGCAAUUGGUGUUAAGCCACCGCGUGGUAUUCUGUUGUAUGGUCCCCCAGGUACCGGCAAAACUCUUAUAGCUCGUGCAGUAGCUAAUGAAACUGGCGCAUUUUUCUUCUUAAUUAAUGGCCCUGAAAUUAUGAGCAAACUUGCAGGAGAAUCUGAAAGUAAUCUUCGUAAGGCUUUUGAGGAAGCAGAUAAAAAUUCUCCUGCUAUUAUAUUUAUUGAUGAAUUGGAUGCUAUUGCACCCAAAAGAGAGAAGACACAUGGAGAAGUGGAACGUAGGAUAGUAUCUCAACUUUUAACACUAAUGGAUGGAAUGAAAAAAAGUUCUCAUGUAAUAGUAAUGGCAGCUACAAAUAGGCCAAAUUCCAUCGAUCCGGCCUUGCGUAGGUUUGGCAGAUUUGACAGAGAAAUUGAUAUUGGAAUUCCUGAUGCCACUGGUAGAUUGGAAGUUUUACGUAUUCAUACAAAAAAUAUGAAAUUAGCUGAUGAUGUAGAUUUGGAACAAAUAGCAGCCGAAACUCAUGGUCAUGUAGGAGCGGAUUUAGCUUCUUUAUGUUCUGAAGCAGCUCUACAACAAAUAAGAGAAAAAAUGGAUUUAAUAGAUCUGGAAGAUGACCAAAUUGAUGCAGAAGUUCUAAACUCUUUAGCUGUUACAAUGGAAAACUUCCGCUAUGCCAUGACCAAGAGCAGUCCAAGUGCAUUACGUGAAACUGUUGUUGAAGUACCUAAUGUUACAUGGGACGAUAUUGGUGGAUUGGCAAAUGUUAAAAAGGAAUUGCAAGAACUAGUACAGUAUCCAGUAGAGCAUCCAGAUAAAUUUCUUAAAUUUGGUAUGCAACCAUCUAGAGGAGUGUUGUUCUAUGGACCACCAGGUUGUGGUAAAACCUUGUUGGCAAAAGCAAUUGCAAAUGAAUGUCAGGCUAAUUUUAUUUCCAUCAAAGGUCCAGAGUUAUUAACUAUGUGGUUUGGCGAGUCUGAGGCAAAUGUUAGAGAUAUAUUUGAUAAGGCUAGAUCAGCAGCUCCUUGUGUAUUAUUCUUUGAUGAGUUAGAUUCCAUUGCCAAAUCGAGAGGAGGAAAUGUCGGUGAUGCGGGUGGUGCAGCAGAUAGGGUGAUUAAUCAAAUUUUAACAGAAAUGGAUGGUAUGGGAGCUAAGAAAAAUGUAUUUAUUAUUGGUGCUACAAAUCGACCAGAUAUCAUUGAUCCAGCUAUAUUACGUCCAGGUCGUUUGGAUCAGUUGAUUUAUAUUCCUCUCCCCGACGAAAAGUCUCGAGAGGCAAUUUUCAAAGCGAAUUUAAGGAAAUCACCAGUAGCCAAAGAUGUUGAUCUCACUUAUAUCGCCAAAGUUACUCAUGGUUUUUCUGGUGCUGAUUUAACAGAAAUCUGCCAGAGAGCUUGCAAACUUGCAAUUCGGCAAAGUAUUGAAACAGAAAUUAAGCGAGAAAGGGAAAGAGCUUCUAAUCCCAACGUUGCAAUGGACCUGGAUGAUGACGAUCCAGUUCCAGAAAUCACACGGGCCCAUUUUGAAGAAGCAAUGCGUUUUGCUAGACGUUCGGUCUCUGACAACGACAUAAGAAAAUAUGAAAUGUUCGCGCAGACCUUGCAACAAUCUAGAGGAUUCGGUACGAAUUUCCGUUUUCCAUCGGCGGCAAGCGGUGGACCUGCCGCUCCUGGAGCUACGGGAGGUGAUCAGGCUAAUUUCCAAGAUGAUCCUGAAGAUGACCUUUAUAGUUAGAUAUUUGGAAUGGGGUCAAUAAGCACCAAUUUUCAAGUGUUUUUGUAUUUAUUUACAGUAAUUCCUCAGUUUGGUAACAAUACUUCAUUGUUAUAUCAUGUUGUUUAAUACAAUAGUUUUGAAAUAUAACUAAAAGUUUGUCUAA